UUGAGCCUGUCCUGAACAAUGGGCAUUUUACCGGAAGGAGCACCACUUUCCUGGCAAGAGACAAAAGCCUUAUCCAAGCAUGUACAAAAACAUGGAGUACAACAAUUUAUAAAUCUAUAUCGUAAAGCUAAAGAUCGUCAUGGUGAUCCCUUUAAAUGGGGCGAUGAAAUGGAAUAUAUCAUUGUUAAAUUUAACCAUGAUAGAAAAGAAGCCAAAGUUUCUCUGAAAGCAGAGAAACUUUUGAAAAUUUUAAUUGAAAGAGAAGAAAACAAUCAAUGCACUGGUUUAUGGCGUCCAGAAUAUGCAGCUUAUCAGUUAGAAAGUUCUCCCCUUAUCCCAUUCCAGGGAUCAUUCGAACAUUUUAAGAAAGUUGAGCCAGAUAUGCGCCGGAGACGAGCGGAGAUUCAAGAGCUAUUGGAUGAAGAUGAAUGUGUUAUGACUCUGGUGACUACUUUACGUUUUGGUUGUAAAGAUUUUACUUAUCCAACAUUUGAAACUAGACCUGAUGAUCCCAAUAGUUAUGCUAAAUCUCUUUAUAUACCUGACGAGGCCAUAUUUGGCGGACAUCGACGUUAUCAUACUUUAUCGCGCAACAUGCAAGCGAGACGUGAAGAAAAGAUGGAAAUCAAAUUGAAAGUGUUCCAAGAUGAGAAUACAAAGUUACCCAUUGAAGGCACUCCUAUUAAGGAACCAGAUGUCGUAAUGCUGGAUACAACUUUUGGCAGUAACUUACAAGUUACGCUGCAGGGAGCUGAUAUGACAGAGACGCGUUAUUUGUACGAUCAAUUAGCGCCUUUGUGCCCCAUGAUACAGGCCAUAACUGCUGCUGCUCCUAUACAUCGGGGUUUUUUAACAGAUUUAGAUAAUAGUUAUUAUUAUAUAGGCGAUGGUUCAGAUGAUCGUACACCAGAAGAAAGAGGUCUUAGACCUCUUAAAAAUGACAAGUGUGUUUUAAAGAAAAAACGUUGGGAUUCCAUAGAUUCUUAUCUCACUUCCGAAGCAGAGAAAUACAAUGACAUUGAACUUUACUACGAUCAGGAAAUAUACGAUCACUUGUAUAAUGAGGGUGUAGAUCAUGUCAUGGCCCAACAUAUCGCCCACAUUUUCAUGCGUGAUCCUUUACUUAUGUUUAGCGGUCAAGUAGAUCAAAACGAUGAAGAAGAAACUGGACAUUUUGAUAAUAUUAACACUUCCACCUGGCAGACUUUGCGCUUUAAACCUGCCAUACCCAAUACAGAUCUCGGUUGUAGAGUAGAAUUUCGUCCUUGUGAUAUUCAAAUCACUGAUUUCGAAAAUGCUGCUGUUUCCUGCUUUGUCAUACUUUUAACAAGGGUCAUACUGCAUUACCGCUUGAAUUUCCUCAUGCCCAUUAGUAAAAUCGAUGAAAAUAUGGUGACGGCUCAAAAGCGUGAUGCCUGCCGUAAAGAGAAAUUUUGGUUCCGUAAAGAUAUAACCAAAUCUAAGAAAAAGAUGAAUGGUGUUGGAAAUGAUGGAACAAAUGGAUUAAGUAAUGGUUAUAUCAAUGGCAAAAGCAAUGACUUCCCUCAAGAUGUUUUAAAAGAAUAUGGUCUUCACAAGAAAUCUGAUUGUAUUGAACAAAAUAUCGUUACAAAUGGUUACACCAACGAUUGCCAGGCUAAUGAAUUAGAAUUCAUGACAAUCGAUGAAAUAUUCAAUGGAAAGUCCCAAAUAUGCCCCGGUUUGAUACCGCUUACCCGCGAUUAUCUUAAAACUCUAGAUUUGGAUAACGAAACACAUUAUCUUUUAGAAAAAUACAUUCGUUUUAUAGAGAAAAGAGCAUCUGGCGAAAUUCUAACAAAUGCUAUGUGGUUAAGGGAACAAGUCCACAAUCAUCCUGAAUACAAAAAUGAUUCAGUCGUUAGUGAAAGAAUAAAUUACGAUAUUCUAAAAACGAUUAAAUAUAUACAAGAUCGAGAAAUUAUGGAAGCAAAAUUAUUAAAAUAAGAAGUUUAUAAUUGUGUAUUGUA
This is a messenger RNA of Lucilia sericata (common green bottle fly), 1988 nucleotides long. Its product is annotated as glutamate--cysteine ligase-like. The coding region runs from base 19 to 1965 and encodes 648 amino acids. The transcript has 4 exons. Gene Ontology annotation, cellular component: glutamate-cysteine ligase complex. Gene Ontology annotation, molecular function: glutamate-cysteine ligase activity. Lineage: Eukaryota; Metazoa; Arthropoda; Insecta; Diptera; Calliphoridae. Gene Ontology annotation, biological process: glutathione biosynthetic process. The record is from RefSeq and is a predicted model, not a curated record.